Ochotona princeps (American pika) is the source of this 4956-nucleotide messenger RNA. It is a transcript of the gene TEX14, whose product is annotated as testis expressed 14, intercellular bridge forming factor. The transcript is spliced from 33 exons. Gene Ontology annotation, biological process: protein phosphorylation; mitotic spindle assembly checkpoint signaling; attachment of spindle microtubules to kinetochore. Gene Ontology annotation, cellular component: kinetochore; intercellular bridge; midbody. Lineage: Eukaryota; Metazoa; Chordata; Mammalia; Lagomorpha; Ochotonidae. Bases 93 to 4643 code for a protein of 1516 amino acids. The record is from RefSeq and is a predicted model, not a curated record. Gene Ontology annotation, molecular function: protein binding; protein kinase activity; ATP binding.
GGAGCCGCCGGGCGUCCCCUCACCCUCCAACCGACAUCUUCCCGCGAGCCGAGCCCGUCAGAGCCAGCACGGCCUGCCUUGCUCUGAGAAGGAUGUCGCGGGCGGUUCAUCUUCUACUCCCCUGUCCUGUGCAGCUUGGUAGCUUGAAGAACGACUCCUUGGAAGGUCAGCUUCAUGAGUAUGUGAAACAAGGGAAUUACGUGAAAGUCAAGAAGAUCCUCAAGAAAGGAGUUUAUGUUGAUGCAGUUAACUCCCUGGGUCAGACUGCACUUUUUGUUGCUGCGUUAUUAGGACUGACAAAGUUAGUUGAUGUUCUGGUGGCUCAUGGAUCAGAUCCAAAUCAUCGCUGCUUUGAUGGGAGCACCCCUGUCCAUGCAGCAGCAUUCUCUGGAAAUCAGUGGAUCCUUAGCAAAUUGCUGGAUGCAGGUGGUGACCUGCGGCUCCAUGACGAGAAGGGGCAAAAUCCGCAGACCUGGGCCUUGGCGGCAGGGAAGGAGCGCAGCACCCCGAUGGUGGAGUUCAUGCAGCGCUGUGCCUCGCACAUGCAGGCCAUCAUCCAGGGAUUCUCUUAUGACCUCCUGAAGAAGGUGGACUCCCCGCAGCGACUCGUCUGCAGCCCACCCUGGUUUGGGGGACUUAUGCAGGGAAACUCGAAUGGCUCUCCUAACCGAUUGCUUAAAGCUGGGGUCAUUUCAGCUAAAAAUAUCUACAGCUUUGGCUUUGGGAAGUUUUAUCUCACAGGGGGGACACAACUUGCCUAUCUGGGAUCUCUUCCCAUAAUUGGAGAAAAGGAAGUGAUUCAAGCUGAUGAUGAGCCAACUUUCUCCUUCUUCAGUGGCCCCUAUAUGGUCAUGACCAACUUGGUGUGGAGCGGGAGCAGGGUCACAGUGAAGGAGCUGAAUCUUCAAGCCACCCAACAGCGCUGCAGCAGGUUGCGACUGGCAGACUUGCUAAUUGCCGAGCAGGAGCACAGCAGCAAACUGCGGCACCCCCACCUGCUGCAGCUGAUGGCUGUGUGUCUGUCCCAGGACCUGGAGAAGACCCGCCUCGUAUACGAGCGCAUCACCAUUGGCACGCUCUUCAGUGUCCUCCACGAGCGAAGGUCCCAGUUCCCCGUGCUGCACAUGGAAGUGAUUGUGCACUUACUGCUCCAGAUCUCGGAUGCCCUGAGAUACCUGCACUCCCGCGGCUUCAUCCACCGCUCCCUCAGCUCCUACGCUGUCCACAUUGUCUCCCCGGGGGAAGCGAGGCUCACUAACCUGGAGUAUAUGCUGGAAAGCCAGGAUGGAGGUGUACAAAGGGACCUGACUCGAGUACCUCUCCCCAGCCAGUUGUACAACUGGGCUGCACCGGAAGUGAUCUUGCUGAAGGCAGCCACGGUGAAAUCUGACAUCUACAGCUUCUCUAUGAUCGUGCAGGAGAUGUUAACAGACAACAUACCCUGGAAUGGUUUAGAUGGUUCAGUUAUUAAAGAAGCCAUAGUCUUAGGAAAUUAUUUAGAAGCGGAUGUCAGACUUCCAAAACCUUACUAUGAUAUUGUUAAGUCAGGCAUCCAGAUCAAGCAGAAAGACCGAACUAUGAACCUUCAAGAUAUCCGGUAUAUUCUGAAGAAUGACUUACAGGAAUUUAUUGGAGUCCAGGGAACUCAGCCACCUGAGAGCCCUAGGGUGCAGAGAUGUGAACCUCAUCCUGACAGCAGUGUCUAUUUAGGACUGACUUCAGAGCAGCCAAAGGAGACCUUCAACUUGGAAAUCAAAGAAUUAAAGGAAAUGGGCAGUCAGCCUCAUUCGCCAAGGAGUCGCUCUUCUCCCACUGAGCAAGCCACUCCAGAUCCUUUGACCCCAGAUCCAAGUCUAACAGCCCAGGAGACUCAGCAUCAGCCUAGCCCUCCCCCUGCCUCCUCAGUGGCCGAGGAGUCCCAGAGCCACAGCCCCAGUCGGCCAAGCCUCUGUAGCUUCGAAAUCAACGAAUUCUACUCAGGCAGCUUGGACCUGGGGGGUGACCAAGAAGAUACAGGAGCUACUUCAUCUCCGGACAGGGAGAGACCAAACCAGGCAGAUGAGCUACAGUCCAUGGAGGAAGAGCUGGACAAGAUGAAGAGUGAGUCAUACAGCUUCUGUUCCGACAAGAGCUCUUCGGAAGCUGACUCCGAGCUCUCCUCUGGGGACUGGGACUGGCAAAAUGAUUCUCUUAGUUCACUCAGCCUCCCUGAGCCAACCAGAGAGGCCCAAGGCGCUGUGAGCAACAGGUCCAUGACCGAAGAGUAUAUUAGUAAGUGUGUGCUGAAUCUAAAGAUUUCUCAGGUGUUGAUGCAGCAGAAUACGGAGAGGCUGAGGCGUGUUGAGCAGCAACUACUUGAGGUGGAGGUGGCACAUAGGGAGCUGGAGGAGCGCAGGUGGGAGGCCUUGCAGAAGCUGUCAAAUGUCCUCAGCUUACCCAAAGCCGUGGGCCCUCCAUCUCUGAUUUACAUCCCUCCCAUCAUACAGCUGCCUGGGAGUCAGCAGCCAGACACCACGGACAACUGCCCAAGCCUGGCAAGGUCUCCCAGAGCAGCUAGAGACUGUCAGGGAGGACAGUUUGACAAAAGACCCAGAAAAAGAAGUGGCAGUAACUGGAAACUUCUCACUCACGUUUCUGAAGAAAGUCCUGGACAUCAGUCAGAGACAAGAAGACCUCAGCAGGUAGCUCUUGGUAGUCCUGGGAAGGAUAACACGGGUGAACAAUUUGAGCAUGCUCAAGAAGCCAGGGUCAACCUGGGAAGAAGCCAGGACCAGAACACUACUAGCCAAGGAGGGACGAAAGAGUCCAAUACCCAUGCCAAAGUCACACCGCUAAAUAGUAAACCCUUGAUCAUGUCGAGCCACCCACAGGGACCUGCGUGUCAGGACUCUGCCAGGAUUAGUGUAGAGGCUAUGCCUUCUGAAGUCUCUACUGCAAAGUCAAGAAAUAAAGGAGAUGAUGGAAGGGUACACUUAAGAUGGAAAAUGGAAGUAAAAGCAAUAGCAGAGAAAGCAGCUACCGGGCAGCUCACAGUACCUCCUUGGCAUCCUCAGAGUUUGACCUUAGAGUGUGGGGCAGAAAGCAAGCCUGACCCCCUGCCGCAGCCUCCCUUGAGGGGCCCUGAGAACAUGAAUUCACAGCGAGUUGUAGACUAUCACAGGGAACCUGAUAAACCAGGAGGAUUUGGCAAGUUCAACAAAUUGAACAACAGGGACUGUGACCAGCAUGGCAGACAGACUGGGCCUUGCAGCUUCACCGGUAUCAGACACGUGUCCCCUGAAGAAAACAAACAGCCAGAGCAUAGAGAAGCCUUGAAAGCAAGUUCAGAGGCGUCUGCAAUCAUUGAGAAAUCUGACAGUGAUAAGUCCGUGCAAUCAACUUGUUCACCAGAGACUUCUGAGGAUUUAACGGAUGAAUUCUUAACUCCAGACCAUGAGUACUUUUACUCCUCAGCUGCUCGAGAAAACUUAGCUCUAGAGAUCUCAAGUCCCAUAGAAGACUUGGAAGUUCAGGGUGCACUUGCUCAAUCUCAGGUCUCUGAUGAGGAAAAGUUCCACUUUGGAAAGAAUGCUGAGAUUCUGAUCAAGUCUCCAUUCCAGCUUAAACAAAGCACUGGAGGCGAACAAGAGGAAACUUUAAAGGAGCCACCAAAGGAACUGAAAGAGAAAGACAUCUCACUGACAGACAUCCAGGACCUGUCUAGUAUCACCUGUGAACAAGAUGGCUCUGUUAAGGAAGUCUUGUGCAAAACCCCCAGAAUCAGCCAUGCACCCACCAGUGUCAGCACUCCACUCAGCCCAGGGUCAGCUUCUUCAGCUGCCAAUCAGUAUAAAAACUGCCUUGAAGAUAUCACAUUUCAGGUUGAAACAGUGUCUAGCUGUUGCCAGAACAAUCAAGAAUCGGUUCCAACUUUGUCUGCUAAAUCUGCAACUGUCCGAGAGAGAGCCAAGAGUCUUGAAUCUCUCUUUCCUUCCUGUGAAACAUCCCCUUCCAGACUGGCUGCUCUGAAAAGAUCAUUUACAUAUAAUAGAACUAGCUCAUCCAGCAUUGCUAAGGCAUCUGGAACAUCACCUCAAGCCGUCCAGAGAAGGAGCCUGCCUAAAGAACUAGUAGAAGCCAUUUCCCAGCAUCACAUUGAUGAAUUACCACCACCAGCUCAGGAAUUUCUUGAUGAAAUUGAGCACUUGAAGCAACAGCAGGCCUCAUCCACAGUACUGCAUACAGCACAUGAUCCCGUCAUCACUGCAAAUGAUCAGAAACAUUUAGAAGAGCAAGAAACUGAUAGUAAAAAAGAAGAUGGCAGUAUGCACUGGACCAAAGAAUCUCAGGAUCUAGGGGAGGACACAGAGAGAGCUCAUUCCAGUCUUGAUGAGGACCUGGAAAGAUGGCUACAGCCACCCGAGGAGUGCAUAGAGCUGCAGGCCCUCCCCAAGGGCUCUACAAGGGAGACGAAUACCAAGGAUCAGGAAGUUGAUGGAAAGAAGAGAAAAGGAGACGAAAGCAUCAAGUCAGAGAAAAGGAAAUCAGAGAGCUUUCUGGGGACUUCUGAAGAAGAUGAACGAAAACCCUGUUUUUGGAAGCGACUGGGUUGGUCUGAGCCAUCAAGGAUCAUCGUUUUGGAUCAGAGUGACUUGUCAGACUGACCUGACUUGGACCUCAGGUAGACUGCCAGCCUGCUGGGGAACCCUUGUGAGCUCCUUCCUUCUUGAGUUUGCUUCAGUUGCCAUCAGGGCAGUGAUUUCAAGUCUGUAAUUCACACUUCGUUUAGCUGCCACAGUAGACAUAGUGGUUUCAUCCUGUUGGCAGCACAUUUAAUUGUUUUUGUUUUAGUCAAAUUUCUGAAAAGUGAGAGGUAGUUUUGACUGUAAAAAAUUUCUCAUGUAUCCACCCAGAAUGGGUUUUGGUUUUGUUGAUGUAAGCUGAAAACUUUAAUAAUAAUAAAGAUGUGUGAGAUGU